Messenger RNA from Alligator mississippiensis (American alligator), 1001 nucleotides. RefSeq names its product zonadhesin. Bases 333 to 980 code for a protein of 215 amino acids. The record is from RefSeq and is a predicted model, not a curated record. The transcript has 8 exons. Gene Ontology annotation, cellular component: extracellular matrix. NCBI's taxonomy places the organism in Eukaryota, Metazoa, Chordata, Crocodylia, Alligatoridae.
CCUGGGGUCUUGGGGGGGGCCGAGAGCAGGGGGGAGCCGGCGGGGGAGGGACCCAGGGGUCCGGGGUGCUGAGAGAUGCCCUUUACUGGGAUCCAGCGAGCCCUCAGGACCUGCCCCAUCCCCCAUGGAUCAGGGGUCCCAACCCAGCCCUGACCUCUGACCCUCUUCUCUGCAGGGCAGAUCUGAUCCCUGGUGCUGAGACCCCAACAGGGCCCGGGGUGAACCCCACGACCUCCAGCACCACGGCAACCGUCCCUGUGGAUCCUGGUUCCGGGGGAGGCCCCUGCGUGGUGUGGGGCGGGCAGCACAUUCGCACCUGUGACGGUGCUGACAUGAGCUUCUGGGAAACCUGCCACUACGUCCUGGCCCAGCCCCAACAGCCUGUGCCUGGGCCAUGGUUCCGGGUGCUGGGUGAGAACAAGGACACUGUGGCUGGAGUGACUCGGCUGCACGCGGCUGGAGUGGAGCUGCCCAGGGCCAUCAUCAGCCUGCGCUGGGGCCUGCACGUGCUGGUGAAUGGCUCGUGGGUGACGCCCCCGUUCCAUGUUGCACCCGACACCUGGAUCGUGCCCAGUGGCCACCGCGUCCUGCUGCUCACGGCCGACGGGCUGCGGGUCAGCUGGGAUGGGGCCGGUGGCCUGGACAUCUGGCCCCCCCGGGCACUGGCUGGACAGCUCUGUGGUCUGUGCGGUGACGCCGAUGGGGACCCUGGGAACGAUCGGCGCCGCCCAGAUGGGACCACCACAACCAACGAUGAGGACCUGGGGGCCAGCUGGAGGGUCCCAGAUGACCCCAACACCAAGUGCCAUCCUGGGUCCAUUGCCCUCGGUGACUGCAGCAUCGAGGUCGGUCAUGCAGGGAAAAAACCUGAGAACUGUGGCCAGCUGCUGGACCCUGAUGGGGCCUUCGGGCCAUGCCAGGCCCAGGUGUCUCCUGAGCCUUUUUUCUGGGGCUGCAAGCUGGAUUUCUGCACCCUCUGAGGAAAGCGCGAUGCCCUCUGU